AACCUCAUCAUGUCUUAUCCACUCAAGAUCAUUUUAUUAAUCGCUGUGAUUACAACUUCAUUUGAGUCAACAGACGCAAGGUAUCUGUUAAAACCUGACAAAUUUCUCGACCACAGUAUAAACCACAGAUUUAUAUUGAAAAAACUACUGCCCAAAUAUUACGAUAUGUAUCGUAUUAGAGCCAAUGCUCAAUAUUGUGGUGAUAUGAAUGAUGUAAAUAUAGAAUUGACGAAGAGUUUGGACCAAAGAGAUGGCAGAAGGGCAGGUUUUGAGAAACGAGACAUUUAUGAUGUAGUUGAAACGUCAUCAAAUGACACUAUACCACCAGGCUCUGGACGAGUCCAGGAUCUGCACCAAUCAAAAAGUCAUUUUAAUGACAUCGUUACACCCAUAGAUAAGCCUAAAGGGGAAAGAAGGGAAGUGAACUGGGAUUACAUUUACCGGGACGAUGAGAAAUAAAGCAACGAUGACGAGUAUUAAACUGACCGACCAAUAAAAAAAUGAGGCGCAAAUUUAAGCAGCAUUAAAUUUUCACGAGGCGCAAAAUGCUUCGUAUCUUAUUAGGGAUAUUAUACAAACCUAACUAACAAGUAUUUUAUAACAUAAAAUCUCAAGAUCAAAAGUUUGAGAAUAAAAAGAAGUCAUUUUGUCGUUAAAUGUUAUACUAUAAUAAUAUUAUUGUACCUAAUGGCAGUAUUACUAAUAUUAAUAUUUG
Pectinophora gossypiella (pink bollworm) is the source of this 715-nucleotide messenger RNA. RefSeq lists its product as uncharacterized. The transcript has 3 exons. The coding region runs from base 10 to 459 and encodes 149 amino acids. The record is from RefSeq and is a predicted model, not a curated record. NCBI's taxonomy places the organism in Eukaryota, Metazoa, Arthropoda, Insecta, Lepidoptera, Gelechiidae.